UUCUAAUGGUGUGGCCUAUCAGCUCAAGGAAGCUUUUGAACAGUACAUCCUAGACUGUGUCCUUCACCAGCAUAGGCAGCUGGGCACAAAGAAGACUUCUGUUUCUGGCAGUCUGACAUCAAUUAUGGCCACAGAAGGCAAUGUUCCCUUGCGUCAGAAGCCCAGGAAGAAAACUCAAGGGUUUUUCAACAUGAGUCGGAGAAGGAUAUCCUGUAAAGAUCUGGGCCACGCUGACUGCCAGGGUUGGCUGUACAAGAAAAAGGAAAAGGGAACUUUUCUAAGCAACAAAUGGAAAAAGUUCUGGGUGGUGCUGAAGGGCUCAUCGCUGUAUUGGUAUAGCAAUCAAAUGGCAGAGAAAGCAGAUGGAUUUGUCAACCUUUCAGAUUUCACAGUGGAAAGAGCCUCUGAAUGCAAGAAAAAAAAUGCAUUUAAGAUCAAUCACCCACAGAUCAAAGCCUUCUACUUUGCAGCAGAGAAUUUGCAGGAAAUGAAUGUGUGGUUAAACAAACUUGGAUUUGCUGUGACCCACCAGGAAUCCAUCACAAAGGAUGAAGAAUGUUACAGUGAGAGCGAGCAGGAAGAUCCUGAAGUUGCCGUGGAGGCACCACCCCCUCCGUAUGCUUCCACAACUUCCUCUCCUGUGGUACGUGUUGAUGCUGCACAGUGGGCAUCUUCUUCUUCACCUAAACGGAGAGAAACAUCAUGUUCUUUCUCUUCUCUGGAAAAUACAGUAAAGGCACCCAGCCAGUUUUCUUCCUCGGGAUCUAAAGAACGACAGUCCUGGCACAACAUAGUUAACAGCUCACCUGCUACUGAAGAUGCGGGGCUUCCCCUCACAUUUGCUGAGCAGGUCCACACACUUGCCUUCUCAGAAGCAAGCAAUUGCCAGGCCCCAGAAAACAACUGCAUCACAUCAGAAGGUGGUUUGUUGAACUUGUUGUCUAGUGAUGACACUUCUUCACUGAAUAACAAUAAAGACCAUCUAACAGUCCCAGACAGAGCUGCUGGAUCAAGAAUGGCAGACAGAGAAGAAAUAAAAUCAUCUGAAGAUGAUGAGAUGGAAAAAUUGUACAAAUCACUGGAGCAGGCUAGCCUGUCUCCUCUUGGGGACCGGCGGCCUUCAACCAAGAAGGAGCUGAGAAAGUCUUUUGUGAAGCGAUGCAAAAACCCAUCGAUAAACGAGAAGUUGCACAAGAUCAGAACCCUGAACAGCACAUUAAAGUGCAAAGAACACGAUUUGGCUAUGAUCAACCAGCUGCUGGAUGAUCCAAAGCUGACAGCCAGGAAGUACAGAGAGUGGAAGGUCAUGAACACCCUGCUGAUCCAGGACAUCUAUCAGCAGCAGGCACCUCAGGACCCUGAAGUCACCCCUCAGGAAGUCAUGAAUCCCACGUCUUCUGAUUGUGUGGAAAAUUCUCUUUGAGCAGAUGCCCAGAUCCCACCCCCAUUCCUGUUACUAUACCAUUCUACAGGAUGCUGCCAAGGGCAUUCAUUCUGCUUACAAGGAAAUCCCAAACCCAGUUCCUGAGACAUCAUCCAUUCCCCGCAAGGAUGCAACUGAGGUGAAGCCAGUUUUGAUGCAGUGGGAGUCCUGGCGCCCAGAUGUUGCCUUCCUCAAUACUAGAAUGAAGUGAUGGAGUUCAUCUGAGCAGGCAUAUCGUCUGUGCUUCUACUGGGAGCUGGCUGGAAUAAUAGGCUUUAGGUGGGAUGUGAAAUGGGUGAAACCCCUCUUUUUGUUUUCAAGAGAAUUACAACCUGCCAUAGACAAAAGGCUCAAUUUUACCAGGGAUAAUAAUUCAUGUUAUUUUGUUUUGCAAAAGAAGCAUGAAGAACUCCCUUUGGUGGGCAGCCAAGUUCUGCAAAACGUUGUGAGUGGAGGAAUUUCUUCCUUAUUAGCUACUGGAACUGGACGCAUGUUGGCAUUUGUGGAACACAAGGCUCUUCUUAAUGUUGAUGUUCUAUUUGCUGAGCACUUAUUUGCAGAGUAGAGCAUGGUGGGGGCAGAGAAUGGAUAGCCCAAGGAGGAGGCAUUUUUCCUGUUCUACUCAGAGGUCAGCUUCAUAAGUUCAUGCUUUACGUAGGGCAGGGGAUGUGAUUAAUAUGCCUCUUCCUCACAAUGUCUAGGAGACAAACUAUCACAUGACCUUUGGAGAUGUCGUUCCCCCCCACCCCCAGCUUCUCUGAACAGUGGUAGGAUAUUAAUACCCACUGUAAGGAAUGUUAUAUUAAGUUUACCCCUGCCUGUGGUGCCUAGAGCCAGCAUGAAUUCGUGUCCAGUUUUCCUGGGAUCCAAAUUCUCAAGGUUAUUUCUGAGUUGUUCUUAACUUGGAGAAGUACCCGGACCAGCAAAAUGGGAUCAUUUUAUUUUUGUAUGUUUAUGUGUCAAAUGGUGUGAGAUCUGAACAGUGAUCUAUGUUUCUUAUUUAAAUAUAUUUAUAGAAAUGCAAAUUAUAGUGUUCUAAAAGAAAGUGUACUAUUAUGUGUUGAUAUAUAGACUAUACAUAUAUAUGUGUGUGUGUAUAUAUAUAUAUAUAUAUAUGUCUAGAAGCAUAUCAUUUUUGCUUGAGAAAAAUAGGUAUAGUAGUGACUUACUGGUAUUGUAUUGCACUAUGAUAUAUAAAGAAUGCUCAGGAAAUCUCGAGAGAAAACCACGGGAGCAUGUAUUAAUAAUUACUAAUUUUCUGAAUGCUUUCUUUCCAUUACAACCCCACCCUCAGCUCCAGAGAUCUUACAUUUCAAUGCCUGUUACACAUCAUUUUCUUAACUAGCUCCUUAGGUUAGCUCUUCUAUUCACAAAGGUUAAGCUUUAUGAUAUUUAGUUGCCAUGAGUUGUAGACCCAAAGAAACACAUCUCACAAACUAUUGAGCCAAAUAAAAUAUAAACAAUAUGAUUCCUAAUUAUAUACUAAUAAAAAUUAAAGUUUGUCAUUAAAGAGAUCUCAAGGAAAAACAAUAUAUUAAUCAUAAUGACAACUUCUAAAUCAUAACCUUAAUUCACUGAGGACCUAUGUGUGUCUCACGUGCCCUUUGAAAAUUGUUGACGUAUAUAUUCAUAUCAUAACAUCCCAGGUGGCUCGGCAAACUCAAAUAGAAAUAGCCACCUGAUCUAUAUCUAUAAGGUGAAUAGAAAGAAUUGUUUAUUAUUUCCCUGUACUUCACCAAGACUUUUUUUGUACACUGAAAUGAAAACCAGUCCUUGCCUUAGGAGGGAAAAGUAAAGAAGCAGCAAAAAGAGAAGCAGAGAGAAGCAGAGAGAGGCAGAGAGAAGCAGAAAGAAGCAGAGAGAAGCAGAGAGAAGCAGAGAGAGAGAAGCAGACUCAUCAAGUGGCGAGACGAAGCCUGGGGAUGAGCUGAGAGGCCCUGCAGGGCCCUCCAUGGAUCCAUGCAGUUGGAGAUGCUAAUGCCUAUCAGGACUGAUUCCAUUUCCUCCUGUGGCUAGUAGCUGUUCAGAGGGCAAUGUUUUGGGGUUCACAGUGAAAGGAAGCAUUGGGGGGAGGCAAAUUAGCAUUGGAACAACCUUAGCCUGGGAGAAAAUAUCCACUCAUGUCUUUUAUUAGCAACUCCACUUUACAGACCUCCAUCCUCCCCCAAGUGGAAGCCCCAAACACUUUUUAUGAGGGCUGAUUGCUAUAUUUAAAUGUUUUACGUUGGCUUUCCACUCAUAGGUAUUUAACUGACCUUUGAAUGUAAACUCCUUUAGGAACAUUCAGAUCUAAAGGCAAAGUUGGUUCGUGAGAUUGCUUGAGCAAGUCAUAGGGUUAAUUUUCCAGGCAACUUCAAGAAAGUCAGAGCAGACAUUUCUGCUUUGGUGGAACCAGCCUGCUGAAUGUUCCCAAGUCAGUCUCAGCCGUGUCCUGACCUCCUGGGCACAAACCAACCACUCUCUGUUCCCCAGUUCUGUAAAUUAAUACUUCUUCACUCUGGGCUAAGUUUAGUCACAGCGUAGGGGUGCUUCUGUGGGUACCCAGCCUCAGCUGUGAUCCUAAGAGUAGGGUGAGGACAGACGAGGUGAGCAGGAGAGUGAGUGACACUUCUGGGUGAGGACAGAGAGAGCGACACUUCUAGAGACCCUCAGUGAAGAGAAACCAUGAGGAGCUAUCCCUUGGCCUCAAGUCUCUUCUCUGGUUCAAGAGAUUUGGGAACUAUAGAUCUCUCCUAGUUAAUGGCUGGGAAAUGGACUAUAGGUAGUGUGAGCCCAGGGGAGACUCUUGACUGUGCCUCUGGAAUGUACCAGAGCACCCAUCUCAGGACACUGGUGGUGGAUCUUUGAGCACGAAUCUUUUAGAACCCAUGGCACUGGUUAAGGAUGAGGCUUCUCUGGGGACUUUUGGGGAGGCAGGGCUGAAGGAGGACUCUUUCUUUCUGAUCUGAAGACCCAGAUGAGAGCCUGGCAGAGGACCCUCACUAGUUGAGAAGUUGCUAACACACAUAUGUCGCACGUUUUUCUGUUGUUUGCAAGAUGUCUGUCAUUUAUAAGAGUUCUUAGCUUUCCCUAUCGCUUUAAUCUGAGGUUAAAUUCAGAGUCCCAGAAAGAUGCUGGAGCGAACAGUUGCAGGAUUCCAACAGGCCAAGAAAGAGGUCAGGUUUGGAGUCAUAUUUUCAGUGUGAACCCAUGCCUUAUAUUUGCAUAGCUCUUUGAAGUUUGCUAACUGUAUGUUCCAAACCCCCUUCCCUGCGUCCUACCACCCCAUAGGCUAAUCGGGAUGAUUGUGAACUAUGGGUGUAAUGAAAUGCCUGGCUCAAAGCCCCAAGUGGUACAGCCGGAAUCUGAGUUUGAAUUUCAGGUCUGUCAGCCCCUCUGCAGAGGAGGAAUGCUUGUCUCCGCUUAGCCUGCUGGGGGAUCAAAUGGUCUGACUUGGCCCCUGUGUCUAUUACUCUGGGUUCUGCACACCUGGCUCCUGCGGCUUCUGCUGAACCCCCAGAGGCACUGCUGUGAGCAGUGUCUCCCGAAAGGUCCCGCUGCCUUGCCACUGGGUUUUCUGAGAACUGGAGCUUGGCCUGAUUGUUGUUUCUUUUAGUCCGUUCUAUAAAACACACUAUGUUAGCACUGUGAGGACUUUAAAGCUAAAGGAUACAAGUCUUUUAAAGAGCUGGAAAAUGCUCAUUUUUCUAAUUUUUCCUUUUGAGAUGCGAACUGUCCUGUCAGGUAUCAGAGACUUAGGGAUUAGAAAUGAGCCACGGAUUUGUGAUGAGGCUCAUUCCCUCAGGGAGGGUUCAGACCACAUAGUCACACAGAGGGAACAAAGGAAAAGAAAAAUAGUUUUCAGUCUUUUGAGGAGAGGUACUCUGCCGAUGUAAGCCAUAUUUAACUUUACGGACACAGGCUGCUUGUAAAAAGAGAAAGACAAUAUUUUGGAACAGCGAUACAAAUGAUCUAGGUACAAAGAGUGACUGUUCAAAUGUCACAUUAUAUUGAAGCGGUACUCAGCCCAAAUGCAGGUUUAGAAUGUAGUUCUGCUUCCCACUAACAGAAUAGGAUACACAAAGAAGAUUUCCAAUCUCUUUUCCAUCAAACAUUUCUGUAUACUUACCCACAAAAGAAAUUCAAUCCAAGAUGUAGGUUACUGCCAGCUUAAGGUUUUGUCAUCCAUAAUAGUAAAUUCCCCUCAAAUUAGAUUUUCUAAUCUCUGUGAAAUGGAUGGGUCAAAGGGAUGUUCCAUUCACAGGAAAAAAACCUUCUCAAUCACACCAUAUCACAUGGAGCACAGGAAAUCAGACCCUGCAUUUAAAAAGAAACUUCUCCAUUUCCUUCGUUGUAAAGAAACUUAGUUGCUCUGUAUUGAUGUCUCUUUAGCUUUAGUCCAAAGGGAAGCAUGCCCCAUGGAGACAUUUAACACCCUGUAAUAGAAACCAUGGUUUAAGUCACACAUGUUCUGCUGUUGCAUGAUGGGGAUGGGGUUCAACAAUGUAUGGUAUGGGGCAAGAUGUUACUGUGGGGUUGAUACCUUAUCUGUCAUUGUGCUUUUGGUUAUUGUCAUCUCUCUGUUUUGAGGAAACUGAAAACCGAGGCAUGCCUCAUUUCCCCUGUUCCCUGUUCCCCAGGAUGACUUGUAAGAUAAAGAUGAAAUGCAAACUGUCUAGUAAAAUGGUAUGGAAAAAAAAUACACUACUUGUGUUCA
Molecule: messenger RNA, 6119 nt
Organism: Mus musculus (house mouse)
Lineage: Eukaryota; Metazoa; Chordata; Mammalia; Rodentia; Muridae
Gene: Ipcef1
Product: interaction protein for cytohesin exchange factors 1
Exons: 11
Coding region: 125-1423 (432 amino acids)
Cellular component (GO): cytoplasm; plasma membrane
Source: RefSeq, a predicted model, not a curated record